AUCCCAAGGUUAACGGAGGGGCUGUUUGGCAACUUCUGAAUAGGUAAGUGCUGAACCAGUAAGAGGUCUGAACCAUUAAGUGCUGAACCAGUAAGAGGUCUGAACCAUUAAGAGCUAGUAUAUUGCUUAACUAUUCAGAGGCAAAUGUCUGAUCAAUCCAGAUAAGAGCUUUAAUUAUCCUCGAUUUCAAGAGACUGUCAAUUUCUAACCUCAAAGUCACCGACUCCCAGAAAUCAUCUAAAAAUCUCAUCUUCUUCUUCUUCUUCUUUUCUCACUCUCUCACUCUUCCAAAUCGAUGGAGAGAUUCAUUCUUCUCUCCUUCUCCAUAUGCCUUCUCUGCACUUUCUCCAUUGCUACCAGCAAUGGGUCGCCGAAGAAAACUUAUAUCAUCCAAAUGGAUAAAUCGGCGAAGCCGGAGGAGUUUACCGGCGGCCACGGGGAGUGGUAUUCCUCCCUAGUGAAAUCGGUACUGUAUCAAGAGCAAGAAACAGGGGAAAGCUCCGGCGAGGAAAGGGUUCUCUACAGCUACCAGACGGCAUUCCACGGCGUCGCUGCUCGGUUGACGGAAGAGGAGUUGCAGAGGCUGGAGAAGAAACACGGCGUCUUAGCCGUCUUCCCGGAGACCGUUUACCGGUUACAUACCACUCGAAGCUCUCUGUUUAUGAGGCUUCUUGGAAAUGGAAAUGCUUCAUCUGAUCCGUGGGCUGGGAAGCUGAUGAACAGCAAUGUCGUCGUCGGCGUGCUCGACACCGGGAUCUGGCCGGAGAGCCCGAGCUUCAAUGACACCGGAAUGGGAGCCGUCCCCCGUCACUGGAAAGGCGAGUGUGAGGUCGGCCGAGGAUUCGCGAAGAACAGCUGUAACAGAAAGAUUGUCGGCGCCAGAGUGUUUUACCAAGGGUACGAAGCCGCUUCCGGCAAGAUCCCGGAGCAAGGGGAGAAUAAAUCGCCGCGAGAUCAGGACGGCCACGGCACCCACACGGCGUCGACGGUUGCCGGAUCCCCUGUUCGCGGAGCGAAUCUGUUGGGCUACGCUUAUGGCACCGCCAGAGGGAUGGCGCCCGGGGCGAGAAUCGCCGCUUAUAAAGUCUGUUGGACCGGAGGGUGUUUUAGCUCCGACAUUCUCUCCGCCGUGGAUCGAGCGGUGGCUGACGGCGUGAAUGUUCUCUCCAUAUCCUUGGGCGGCGGAGUUUCAUCAUACGGCAGAGACAGUUUAUCAGUGGCCACCUUUGGUGCCAUGGAGAUGGGAGUUUUCGUCUCGUGUUCUGCCGGGAAUAGUGGGCCGGCCCCGAUCACCCUCACCAAUGUAUCGCCCUGGAUCGCCACCGUCGGAGCCAGCACCAUGGACAGGGAAUUCCCGGCAACAGUAAAGCUCGGGUCAGGUCAAACUUUCACCGGAGCUUCACUUUACAAAGGUAAGAAGAACCUCUCCGUUAACAAACAGUACCCUUUGAUUUAUUUCGGAGGUAAUUCUUCCACUCCGGCGCCGCCCUCCCUGUGCCUGGAGGGGGCACUAGAUCGCCGCUCCGUCGCCGGAAAAAUUGUGAUCUGCGACCGGGGGGUUACCGCCCGGGCUCAAAAAGGCCUAGUAGUGAAGAAUGCAGGUGGUCUUGGAAUGAUCCUAUGCAACACUGCCGCUAACGGGGAGGAGCUGGUUGCAGACAGCCACCUCCUCCCCGCAGCUGGCGUGGGUGAAACCGCCGGCAUUGCAAUCAAGAACUAUGCUUUGUCCACUAGGAACCCCACCGCGACGCUUUCGUUCCUUGGAACGAAGACUGGGGUAAAACCAUCCCCGGUGGUGGCUGCAUUUUCAUCCAGGGGGCCAAACAUCUUGACCCUAGAAAUCGUAAAGCCCGAUUUCGUGGCCCCCGGGGUGAACAUCCUAGCUGGUUGGACGGGCGAUCUGGGCCCGUCCACCCUUCCGACCGACCUAAGGAGAACAAAAUUCAACAUCCUCUCCGGAACAUCAAUGUCGUGCCCCCACGUGAGUGGGGUCGCGGCAUUGCUCAAGGCCAGGCAUCCGGACUGGAGCCCGGCCGCGAUCAAAUCGGCACUCAUGACGACCACCUACGUCCACGACAACACCUUCAAGAACCUCAAAGACGCCUCGACCGCAAGAGAAUCAACGGUGUACGAUCACGGCGCGGGCCACAUAAAUCCAACCAAGGCCGUUGAUCCCGGGUUGAUAUACGACAUCACGCCUCAGGACUACUUCGACUUCCUAUGUACACAGGACCUCGAACCCGACCAACUCCGCCAGUUUGGGAAAUUCUCCAACCGAAGCUGCAAACACACAAUCUCAAACCCGGGGGACUUGAACUACCCGGCCAUCUCGGUUCUCUUCCCGGAAGACAGUAAGGUCUUGGCGGUGAGCGUUCGGAGGACGGUCACCAAUGUGGGCCCGCCCGUCUCGAGCUAUCACCUAGCGGUGUCAGAGUUCAGAGGCGCGACCGUCAAGAUUGAGCCAGACACACUGAAGUUCACCAAAAAACAACAGAAACUGUCCUUUAAGGUGACAUUUACCCGAAAAGAUGUGCAAGCGGGUCCCGAAUUCGGGAGCUUGAUUUGGAAAGAUGGAACUCAUAAGGUGAGAAGCCCAAUUGUUGUCACAUGGCUAACACCUCUGUGAUUUAUUGGUAUACAUUUUAUAUAGUUUGAUGCUAAAGAGCUGGGCAUGAACGAAUGGUCUAAAGGCCAUAAUAAAAAAUCUGUUCUUAGCCAGCCACAUAUUUGUGAUUUACAGUGUUAGCUUCUCUGGG
Messenger RNA from Cuscuta campestris, 2756 nucleotides. The record is from the annotation of a GenBank genome assembly. NCBI's taxonomy places the organism in Eukaryota, Viridiplantae, Streptophyta, Magnoliopsida, Solanales, Convolvulaceae.